Molecule: messenger RNA, 243 nt
Organism: Botrytis fragariae
Lineage: Eukaryota; Fungi; Ascomycota; Leotiomycetes; Helotiales; Sclerotiniaceae
Exons: 2
Coding region: 1-243 (80 amino acids)
Source: RefSeq, a predicted model, not a curated record
AUGGCAAGAAACGACAACAACAAGAACAAGCUACCACCAACACCCCAAUUGAACCCCACCGAAUCAUUCCCGAAUGCAGCUCACGAUGAAUUUUGUGAAUUUAGCGACCCCAUGUCUAUAGAUGAUGAUCAUGACGAUGAUAGUCCUCUUCAAAAGUCUACUGCUGGCGUUACUGUUCAUCCUGUGGUUAUUACUACGAUUAAUGUGGGUAGCACGUUGCGAGCUAUUGCUAGGAACGCAUAA